AAAUGUCUUGGGCAUGUGAGCUAGAGGGGCUUGAGCCAGAAGGGAGGGCUCUUUUGACAGGGGUGGUGUCAGUGUGUAUAUAAGCUCUCAGCUGAGAGGCAGAUAGUAUGUUAGGAAAACAUUCUCUGAGAGAUCGUAGGUUUCUUCUCCUGCAGCCAGCAGCUCUCCAUUACAGCAACAGUCCUCUGCCUAAUCAUCACAGCAGCCAUGGCUGAGAGACGUAUUCCUUUCACUCUGCUCCGCACACCGAGCUGGGACCCAUUUCGUGACUGGCACCAGAGCAGCCGUAUCUUUGACCAGGCCUUUGGUAUGCCGGCUCUGCCAGAGGACUUUGUCACAUUCCCUACUACCCACUGGCCAGGGUACUUGCGGCCCUCCAUUCUGGCCCCAGACAUGGGCACCAUGAUGCCCCACUCUCCCAUGAUGUACCCUGGUGCCAUGUUGGCCCAGCAGGCUCGUGCCCUGUCUCGCCAGAUGAGCAGUGGCAUGUCAGAAGUCAAGCAGACCCAAGACAGCUGGAAAGUGUCCCUCGAUGUCAAUCACUUUUCGCCUGACGAGCUAGUGGUGAAGACCAAGGAUGGACUGGUGGAAAUCAAUGGCAAACAUGAGGAGAGGAAGGAUGAGCAAGGUUUUGUGUCCAGAAGCUUCACCAGGAAAUACACCCUCCCCCCGACAGCUGACAUUGAGAAGGUGACUUCCUCCCUGUCUCCUGAGGGGGUGCUAACCAUUGAGGCUCCUUUGAUCAGACCGGCCAUCGAGUCCUCACAGACCACAAUACCUGUCACCAUGGACAGCAAAGGUGGCGUGGUGAAGAAGUAGGAAGAAAACCAGCACAGUAUCUUCCAUACAAACACACAUUCAUAUAAGCACUUUAUUUCUACAAACUGCUUCUAGAAAGGUGAAGAAGCUUAUCAUGCUGACUAAGGCAAUCUUGUUCACACAAUUAAAAAUGGAAAGCAAGGGAUCGUCCUAGCUCUUCUUUCUGCCUCGUCUGUGAUAAUGGCCCAAUCCUAGCUCAGUGCACUGUGUUAAUCACAGUGACAGAUGCCUGCUCUUUCUGCUGUAAUUACACUCUUCAGGAAAUCUCAGCUUAGCCUCACUUUGCUUUCUCUCUUUAGUUCCCUCAUCCACACACACACACACACACACACACACACACACACACACACACACACACACACACCUUUUUUCAUUUUUUUUCAACAAAUACCCUAAAUGCUGCCCCUACAGACACAUUAAAUAACAGCAAAGUGGACUGUAAUAGCAGCGAUCUUGUAACUUAAGGAACGUACACACCACUCUAUGUGCAAAACAGAGCCUGUUAGCAAUCACUCUGUGGUUUCUCUGGACUGGAAAUAGACUGGUUUCAUCUGCAUUUGCCUUUGGAAACAAACUAUGCAGUCAUGCAAACAGAAAAUAAAGAACAA
This is a messenger RNA of Monopterus albus (swamp eel), 1427 nucleotides long. RefSeq names its product heat shock protein, alpha-crystallin-related, 1 (gene hspb1). Lineage: Eukaryota; Metazoa; Chordata; Actinopteri; Synbranchiformes; Synbranchidae. Gene Ontology annotation, biological process: protein refolding; negative regulation of apoptotic process; response to heat. The coding region runs from base 208 to 819 and encodes 203 amino acids. Gene Ontology annotation, cellular component: cytoplasm; nucleus. The record is from RefSeq and is a predicted model, not a curated record. The transcript has 3 exons.